GGGAGGUGAACGACAACGCCCUGCUGGGGCUGCUGGAGCUGGAGGAGCCCGGCUCGCUCGGAGGCUGCGGCACAGAGGGACCCCUCUUACCGACGCUCUGCUUCUUCCCCCGGGAAGGGGAAGGCGCCGCCGGGAGGUCGUCCCUGCGGAGGAUCCGCAGCGUCAGCCUGGCCAGCAGCGGGUCCAUGUCCCCGCUCUGGGAGGGCAGCGGCUCCACCAGCAGUUUUGGGACCCUCCCGCGGAAGAGCAGGAGAUCCAGCGUCCGAAAGCAGCUCUUGAAAUUCAUUCCAGGCCUUCACCGGGCGGUGGAAGAGGAAGAAAGUCGGGUCUGA
This is a messenger RNA of Merops nubicus (carmine bee-eater), 332 nucleotides long. Its product is annotated as cytohesin-interacting protein-like. The annotation marks the transcript as partial. The record is from RefSeq and is a predicted model, not a curated record. The transcript is spliced from 2 exons. Lineage: Eukaryota; Metazoa; Chordata; Aves; Coraciiformes; Meropidae.